AAAAAAAAAAGUUGUUUACCGUUUUGAUGAAGAAAUAUCAGUUUUAAAAUUUUAAAUCGAAAGGCCAAUGGGCCGGAUCGAUUGAAUUCUUCGGGUCGUUUAUUUAGCCGUGUUGGUUUUGCAGUCUUAGAUAGUCUGGAACCCUAAACCCUAACAGUCUCAGCUGGGGUUUUGCACACCUAGAAUCAAUUUUCUUUCACAGGUUUAUUUGAUUUAUUUUGAGAAAAGAUGGUGAGGCCGUAUACUAUGAAAGGGCAUAAGAGGAGGAAGAAGAGUGAGGAGGAUAAAUAUGAUCGGGAGGAUGAAGGACAUGAACAAGUUGACGAAGAGCACCCUGAUGGAUAUGAUGAGGACUAUCAAGGACAAGAAGAAGAAGCCGUACAUGAGAUGGAGGGCAUCCCUAUUGGCCUGUCUGACCGAAAUUUGAAGAAACCUGGAGUUAUAUUUGUUCUAGAGAAAGCUUCUCUUGAAGUUGCAAAAGUUGGAAAGAGUUACCAGAUAUUAAAUUCAGAUGAUCAUACUAAUUUCCUUAAGAAGAAUAACAAAAAUCCAGGUGAUUAUAGGCCUGACAUUGUUCAUCAGGCUCUCUUAUCAAUUUUAGACAGCCCACUAACUAAGGCUGGGAGGCUGCGAGCUGUGUAUGUUAAGACGGAGAAAGGUGUUCUGUUUGAAGUUAAACCACAUGUUCGUUUACCAAGGACAUAUAAGCGUUUUUCUGGUAUCAUGUUGCAGCUGCUACAAAAAUUAAGUAUAACCGCUGCUGGUAAGCAUGAGAAAUUGUUGCGGGUGAUCAAGAGUCCUGUGACCCAGUAUUUACCCGUAAACUCUCGAAAGAUAGGUUUCUCAUACAGUUCAGACAAACUGGUUAAGAUGAGGAAUCAUGUGGCUCCUAUAGGUGAUGAUGUGGACCUUGUUUUUGUGGUUGGUGCAAUGGCCCACGGAAAGAUUGAUACAGAUUAUACAGAUGACUUUAUAGCCAUUUCUGGAUAUCCAAUGAGUGCUGCCCGCUGCAUUGCAAGAAUUUGCGAGGCUUUGGAAGACAAGUGGGAUAUAUCGUAAGCCAAUUCAAAUGUCCCCAAAGGAAAUAACUCCAAUGUUUGAGUAAUUUAUUUUUGUACCGAUUAUUGAACUUGAGGAUAUUUGUCAAUCGUGUUAAUGAGUGUUGAAGGAUUCAGUGUGAUUGAGUUAACUUGUAUAAGUACUGCAUAGAAAUUUGUAUAUGUAUAUAGUCAUCUAAUUUGUUAUUAAUAA
Messenger RNA from Mangifera indica (mango), 1251 nucleotides. Its product is annotated as ribosomal RNA small subunit methyltransferase nep-1-like. Gene Ontology annotation, biological process: rRNA base methylation. Gene Ontology annotation, molecular function: rRNA binding; rRNA (pseudouridine) methyltransferase activity. The transcript is spliced from 8 exons. Bases 229 to 1059 code for a protein of 276 amino acids. NCBI's taxonomy places the organism in Eukaryota, Viridiplantae, Streptophyta, Magnoliopsida, Sapindales, Anacardiaceae. The record is from RefSeq and is a predicted model, not a curated record. Gene Ontology annotation, cellular component: nucleolus; small-subunit processome.